UCGCGAACGUCACACGUCUACUGCCUGUCUUAGCGGCUCUCUCGCGCAGCCUGUCCGAAUGAGAAGGCGCUGAUUUCGGCUUCACAAUGAUGACAUUUCUCCCCAAACUCCUUCUGGUUGUGUUACUCGCCUUCCCGGCGCACAUCGUCAGCAGGGGGCCAUUGGUUAGUGCUCAGGAUCUGACCGAGGAUGAGGAGGUGGACGCGGUGGAGGAUGACAUCGUGGACGACGCGACGGCUGAGGAUGAGGACGACGAAGCCGAAGUAGAAGACGACGAAAACACAGAACUCACGGAAGAAAAGGAGGAUGAAGAGGAGGAGACGUCGGUGGGCGAGGUGAAGGCGUCUCCAAACGCCGAUACCACCAUUCUCUUUGUCAAAGGAGAAGACUUCCCUGCCAACGAAAUUGUCAAGUUCCUGUUGGGCUUUACCAACAAAGGCUCUGAGAACUUUGUGGUGGACUCUCUGGACGCUUCUUUCCGCUACCCUCAGGACUACCAGUUCUACAUCCAGAACUUCACGGCGCUCCAGCUGGACACGUUGGUUCCUCCCAGCAAGCAGGCCACCUUCGAGUACUCCUUCAUCCCGGCAGAACCCAUGGGAGGGCGACCCUUUGGACUCGUCAUCAACCUCAACUACAAGGACAGCAACGGCAACAUCUUCCAGGACGCCGUGUUUAACCAGACGGUCACCAUCACUGAGAAGGAGGACGGUCUGGAUGGAGAGACCAUCUUCAUGUACAUCUUCCUGUCUGGCCUCGGACUGCUCGUCGUCGUCGGCCUUCAUCAGCUGUUGGAGUCCAGAAAGAGGAGGCGUCCUGCUGCGAAAGUAGAAAUGGGAACGUCGAGUCACAACGACGUAGACCUCAGCUGGAUCCCUCAAGAAACUCUGAACCAGAUCAUGCAGAGUCGCAGAGACAAAGCGUCGCCCAGGAGGUCUCCACGCAAACGCAACCAGAAACGCUCGGCGGGCUCGGACGAGUGACGCAAAGGACGACUGCCAGAGCCUCCCUGACAUCACGGCGGCCUUUUUCUUAUUUUUUUUUUUUUUUUCCUCUAGAACUUGAAAAUCUGCUGAGCUGUUCAGCACACGCGUGAUUGAGAGGACAGUUGUGUUGUUUAAAACUGCUGAUGCUGCUAUAGUGAGGAGCUGCAACACAACCUUGUCUUUUUGUGUGUCUUUGUUUGCAGCUCCGCACUGUAUCGCUAAAUCAAUGCACUCUGGUCUUCUCUUUUGAGCGUUUUGUGUCGCCGCCAGCGUGUGUCGCACUGAUGGCUUACAAACACGUUGAAGGUGACCUUACGUUCCUCUCGUUAACUGUAAAACUGCGCACCUGGCGACGUCAUGGAUGAAGCAAAACGUCAGCUAAUUUAUUUUGUAGGGUUUUUUUUGUGUAAUGGGGAGGGUGUACUGUUUUUGUUCUACCACUAGGGGGCGACACUCUGCAGGCGUCCUCAAAGUUUGUGAACGAAAACGAAGCAGCAGCAGAGUGAAUGUCUGUCAAGGGCUGCCAUUCACUGACCUUUUUUUUUUUUUUUUGCUUUGUAAUAAAAACAAUUUUCUUUGCUCUCAAAAUGUGA
Molecule: messenger RNA, 1579 nt
Organism: Nerophis lumbriciformis (worm pipefish)
Lineage: Eukaryota; Metazoa; Chordata; Actinopteri; Syngnathiformes; Syngnathidae
Gene: ssr1
Product: signal sequence receptor, alpha
Cellular component (GO): endoplasmic reticulum; endoplasmic reticulum membrane
Source: RefSeq, a predicted model, not a curated record